UCAAAUUUGAUGCACUCUUGACAAAACUACAAAAAAAAAAUUUGCAUAUUUAAAGAGAGCCCGAGCUGAUCCUCAGACUAACAAGCCAUGUACAUAUACCAUCUCUGAGCUAAAAGCAUCACCAGCACAAUGUCAAGCUGUUUAUGCAUCUCCAUCGAAAUCUUCUGUUUCUUUGGAGUUAUCAUCUUUGAUGCUGUUUUUAACGAGUAUGUAAACCUUACUGAAAAUGGCGUCCGGCCGUUCAAGCGAGGAUUCUUUUGCGACGAUGAAUCCAUCAUGAAACCAUAUGGGCAGGAGUCUUUGUCGUUCACGGGGAUUUUAUCCGCUGGAAUAAUCUUAUCUUUGGCAAUGAUAAUGGCGCUCGAGGUUGGAAACCACUACACAAAAUCAAAGUCAAAUGGCGGUAAGACAGAAGACGAUGGAACGAAAGUUGGUCCAGUUGUCGUACCGAUUUACAUCAUAAGGAUGUUACAUCGCAUGGCCAUGUUUGGUUUUGGCAUGGCAAUACUGUUACCGCUCACCGAUAUCAUUAAAGUCCUCACUGGUCGAUUGAGACCUCAUUUUCUUGCCGUGUGCAAACCCAACGCAACCCUGUUCAAUUGCAGUACUGGAUAUAUUACAGCUGAUGUCUGUACGGGCGACCCUCUGAAAAUCAAGAAUGCAAGGAUGUCUUUCCCUUCAGGACACACGUCUUGUUCAGCUUACUGUUUGGUCUUUAUAGCUAUUUGCCUCCAAGCUGUUGUGUGCCUGCGUAAAUAUAAGCUACUCAGAACACUAUUCCAGUCUAUUCUUCUCCUUCUUGGAUUGGCUGUUGGCCUAUCUAGGAUAAGAGACUAUUAUCACCACUGGACCGAUGUUUUGGGGGGAUUUAUUUUUGGAGCCUUUGCUGCUUGGUUUGUGGCCACCAAGGUGAUACACUUAUUCGAUCAUGAAGAUGACAAACCAGAAAGUUUUUACACGAUUUUAUCAAACGAAGACGAAGAAGUCAAACUGGGCGUUACUAAGCAAGAAAUGGAGUAACACUUCCCUUAUAACUCCGAAUGACUAACAAACUAAUAUGUCCACUAUAUAACUUUGUAUCAGGCAUAUAUGAGGCAUUUACAGCUGUUUCAAGCUGUUUCAAAGGUUGGUGAAGGUUUUGUUGCAUGGGGCAUGUUACAUCUUGAACCGCUGCAUCUUGUAUAAAGUGCUGCUUACAAAGCUUUAAAUGUGUGACACUCAUAUGUAAAUAACAAAGUGUCAGCACAAAGCUAAUUAUGCCGGAAAACAUGUACGAAAUUCCAUAUCGUUGUGAACUUUUGCCCAUGGAAUUCACAUCACCCAUAGUGCAGUUCGGGCUUGGUGCACCACAUGCAACAAAUUAAACCAACCUGUCUUCAAAUAACUGUUAAGUGGCAUCGUAUCCCCUUCAUAACAUUACUUAUAUGACUUUAAACAGCAAUAUUAGGGGGCGAAUCCAGGAAUUGUGUGUGUGUGUGUGUGUGUGUGGUGGGGGGAGGGAUGUUUGAAAGGAAAAAGGGAAGAAAGAUAUGUUAAAAAAGGUGCUCGAGUGUGCCAGGCCAAGUUAUAGUUACGGUUGUAAUACAUUCUUGGCUAACGGACUGUCACCAAGGAAAGUAGUCACCAAAGAAGGCCACAACAAGCAUGGACAGCAAUGAUGACUACAGAACAUUGUAAUAAAAUAAAAUAAGUCUAAGCAGGGUGUGGUCUUUCACGUGGUCACUCUAGUCGAAUUUUAUUGGAAAACAAAGAUUUUCCAGUUUUCGUAUAUUCUUAACACGUUUAGUUGUUGGCAUCUAACCAUUAUCUUCAAUAAAUGAUCUACUUUCCAGAUUCUAUUUUUGUCACAUUUAUCUAAACUGGGAUCCCUGUGUUGUUGUUUGCAAACUUCCUCAAAAUCCAGUCCCCAUGAUCACCCUAACUAGAUAUAUAUUGUUUCACGGAUAUAUGGCAUACACUCUACUCUAGUGCAUCCAUAACACCUUCAACUUUACAUUCUACAGAGACAUUGUUGAAUUUUAUUUUUUUCACUAAAAAAUCACUAAAAAUCCUUAUAGCAAUCAAAAGUUAAAAAAUUGUUCAGCUUGAGAAAAUAAUAUAAAUAUCAACUGGAAUAAUACAAUAGCACUUUAAAUAAAAUCAAAUUAAAUAUUUUCAAACGUAAGUUGUUGCUCAGAUGCAUAAGAAUAUUAUAUAGCAAAGGUGGGUCUCGAGGGGGAAUAAAGAGAGUUAUUCCAUA
Molecule: messenger RNA, 2239 nt
Organism: Actinia tenebrosa (Australian red waratah sea anemone)
Lineage: Eukaryota; Metazoa; Cnidaria; Anthozoa; Actiniaria; Actiniidae
Product: putative phosphatidate phosphatase
Biological process (GO): signal transduction; phospholipid metabolic process; phospholipid dephosphorylation
Cellular component (GO): plasma membrane
Molecular function (GO): phosphatidate phosphatase activity
Source: RefSeq, a predicted model, not a curated record